AUGAUUGCUAGAGUUAGGCUAGGCAUUCUGAGAGUUAUUGUAGUAGAUGUGUUAACAAGAAUUACUACAUCUGAUUCUUCAUCUUCAAUUAAAGAAGACAAUGCCAAUGUCAAGAUUAUAGACUCAAAACCUGAAGAAAUGCAGAACAUACAAUCUGAAACAGAAUCAGUUGCUGUAUCAUCACCUAGUACUAGUACAACAUCUACUCAACAGCACCAGCCGUCUGUUGUCACGUCGUCUGAUAAUCUUAUUCCUUCUAAUGUACUACCCUCCAAAGCAGCUCCAUCAUCACUAGAAACCCUUAUUGCAGAUGUAAACCAAAAAAGAAAAUUGGUUAGGCUUUUGGAUGAAGAACUCUUCAAGGUUCGUGCUAAUAAUUCAGAAACAGCUGAAAAAAUUCGACAAACUCAAGAACGUAUGCUGAUGCGUCAAAAAGACCAAAAGCAACUUGUUGAUAAUUAUACUGAACACAUUCGUUUACGCCGUGCUACCCCUGAUGACGUUAGCACGAUUCACAAAAAACUUCAAGACCUUAAAGUUAUGAUCAAGACACUAAGUGUCUCACUUACAAAGCAAUGUGAUCCUGUUAUAGCAACAAAAGCCAUUAGCACAUUUUGGGUUAACUUGAAUGAAGCUAUUCAUAAAUUAGGUGAUCCACUUCCUAAAAACCGAAUUGAGAUGCUUACAGAAAAAUUCUUGAUGGAUGUGCUAGUUCAAAAUAUGAAUUAUAAUGCCUUUACAGGUUUAAAAAUUUCUCAAUCCUAUACCCAACUUCAAAUGUGGUUUGAACGAUACGAUCCUAAUUUUUGUACACGAUUUAGACAGGAGAUAGCUAAAGUAGUUGUGUCAGGCAAUCUUCCUGGAUCAGAUAUUCAACAAGAAAUUCAAAAGCUAAAUAAACGUAUGUACAAUUCUUUAUAUAGCUCUCUCUUAAAAGCAUUCCCUUUCAUGGAUCAAAAGAAUGAUGAAUCAACAGGCAAAAAGGAUUAUUGUUCAGUUAUGUUGAAACAGAUGGUAGAACAAGCCUCUCAAAUAGGAUAUGCUAUGCGUGGUCAGGAGAUAGAGAUUGCAGCAGCAGCAGUAGGUGAAGGCUCUGAACAAUUAGACCUGAAAACAAUGGUAGAUGAAGAUGGUCAAACGUCAGGCAUUAUCCAAUUUUGUGUUUGUCCUCCUUUUAUUAUGUAUGGUAAUCGUGUUGAUAUUUUAGAGAAAGCAAGAGUAUUGUGUUCUCCUUUACCUUCUUCUGAUUUAAAUGUGUCUGACAAUGCUAUUACUUCUUAA
Cokeromyces recurvatus is the source of this 1281-nucleotide messenger RNA. RefSeq lists its product as uncharacterized. NCBI's taxonomy places the organism in Eukaryota, Fungi, Mucoromycota, Mucoromycetes, Mucorales, Mucoraceae. Bases 1 to 1281 code for a protein of 426 amino acids. The transcript is spliced from 2 exons. The record is from RefSeq and is a predicted model, not a curated record.